CAGCCGUGCGGGGAGCGGGCGGCGGCGGGCGAGGCAUGGCGGGCCGCGGGACGCCGGGGGAGAAACGCUGGCAGCUGGUGCGCUGGUACGUGCAGGAGGGGCGCUUCCGAAUUGAGGAGAGGACGCUGACCGCCUUCCAGUGGCUCUACAGCCCACAGCAGCACCGCAUCCUCGGCCGAGCUGACCUCGAGUCUCCCUCCCGGAUCGACAAGACCAUGCUGGCAAGCCUGAAGGUCAAGAAGCAGGAGCUGGCCAACAGCUCCGAUGUGGCCCUGCCGGACCGGCCGCUGUCCCCUCCUCUCACGGCACCUCCCACCAUGAAGUCGGCGGAGUUCUUCGAGAUGCUGGAGAAAAUGCAGGGGAUCAAGCUGGAAGAGCAGAAGCCGGGACCCCAGAAGAACAAGGACGACUAUAUCCCAUACCCCAGCAUCGACGAGGUUGUGGAGAAGGGAGGCCCGUACCCCCUGAUUGUCCUGCCCCAGUUUGGGGGCUACUGGAUCGAGGACCCGGAGACCGUGGGCACGCCGACCUCGCUGGGCAGCAGCAUCUGCGAGGAGGAGGACGAGGACGGCCUCAGCCCCAGCACCUUCGGCUACAAGCUCGAGUGCAAGAGUGAAGCCAGGGCCUACCGCAGGCACUUCCUGGGCAAGGAUCAUCUAAACUUCUACUGCACCGGGAGCAGCCUGGGGAACCUGCUCCUGUCCAUCAAGUGCGAGGAGGUGGAGGGCAUUGAGUACCUGCGGAUUAUCCUCAGGUCCAAAGUGAAGACGGUGCAUGAACGGAUCCCCUUGGCUGGCCUGAGCAAGCUGCCCAGCAUCCCGCAGAUUGCCAAGGCGUUCUGUGAUGACGCAGUGGGACUGAAAUUCAGCCCUGUCCUGUACCCCAAGGCCUCCCACAUGAUUGUGUCCUAUGAUGAGCAUGAUGUCAAGAACACAUUCAAAUUUGGGGUCAUUUAUCAAAAAGCCAAGCAGACGCUGGAGGAGGAGCUGUUUGGGAACAACGAGGAGAGCCCCGCUUUCAGGGAGUUCUUGGACCUGCUGGGGGACACCAUCACCCUGCAGGACUUCAAAGGUUUCCGAGGAGGCCUGGACGUGACCCACGGACAGACGGGGGCGGAGUCGGUGUACACGAUAUUUCGGGACAGGGAGAUCAUGUUCCACGUCUCCACAAAGCUGCCCUUCACCGAGGGCGACGCCCAGCAGCUCCAGAGGAAGCGGCACAUCGGGAAUGACAUUGUGGCCAUCAUCUUCCAAGAAGAAAACACACCGUUUGUCCCAGAUAUGAUCGCCUCCAACUUCCUACACGCCUACAUCGUGGUGCAGGCCGAGGGCCCGGGCACGGACACCCCAGCCUACAAGGUCUCGGUCACCGCGCGGGAAGACGUGCCUGCCUUUGGCCCGCCUCUGCCCAGCCCCCCUGUUUUCCAGAAGGGCCCCGAGUUCAGGGAGUUUCUGCUCACCAAGCUCACCAACGCAGAGAACGCGUGCUGCAAGUCGGACAAGUUCGCGAAGCUGGAGGACCGGACGCGGGCCGCCCUCUUGGACAACCUUCACGACGAGCUCCACGCGCACACGCAGGCCAUGCUGGGACUCGGCCCGGAAGAGGACAAGUUUGAGAACGGGGGCCACGGGGGGUUCCUGGAGUCCUUCAAGAGGGCCAUCCGUGUGCGCAGCCACUCCAUGGAGACCAUGGUGACCAGCCAGAAGAAGCCGCACGGCGGGGGCCUCCCCGGCAGCCUCAGCGGCGGCAUCUCCCACAACAGCGUGGAGGUCACCAAGACCACCUUCUCGCCUCCGGUGGCGGCGGCAACUGCGAAGAACCAGUCGCGGAGCCCCAUCAAGCGGAGGUCGGGGCUCUUCCCCCGUCUGCACACGGGCUCUGAAGGCCAAGGGGACAGCCGGACACGGAGUGACAGUGCAUCCAGCAACCCCAAGACUGUGGACGGCGGGCACUCUUCGCAGGAGAUAAAGUCCGAGACCUCGUCCAACCCCAGCUCCCCGGAGAUCUGUCCCAGCAAGGAGAAGCCCUUCAUGAAGCUGAAGGAGAACGGCCGGGCCAACAUCUCCCGCUCCUCCUCCAGCACCAGCAGCUUCAGCAGCACGGCCGGGGAGGGCGAGGCCAUGGAGGAGUGUGACAGUGGGAGCAGCCAGCCGUCCACAACCUCGCCCUUCAAGCAGGAGGUGUUUGUCUACAGCUCGUCCCCAAGCAGCGAGAGCCCCAGCCUGGGGGCGGCCACCACGCCCAUCAUCAUGAGCCGGAGCCCGACAGAUGCCAAAGGCAGAAAUUCCCCGAGGUCAAACCUGAAAUUCCGCUUUGAUAAGCUCAGCCACGCGAGCUCCAGUGCAGGUCACUAAUGCGAAGAGGAGACUUCGCCUGUCAAAGGGAACCCCGAUUCUGUCUUGGAGAAGGCUCCGAUCCCAGCAGUCUGGGGGUGCCAUUCACUACUCUGACCGUCACAGGCCUGUGGCUCCGUCGGCCACCUGCUCGCCAGACCGACCAGCUACCUGUCCCAGUGCCCCGACCGGCACAGCCCCGCCCGCUCCUUUGCCAAGACACCCUGCCAGCCCCUCGCCCUCUCUGGACAAGGCCUCAUUCCUCCGGGCUUCCCUUCUCCUGAUCCCUCACGUGCUGUGUGUCUGGGUCACUUGUUACCUCGUUUUUGUCUGCGGCAGCCAGCGUUGGGUGAACGGGGGGUCUUGGUACUGGGGACUCAGAGAGCCGAGAGGCCGAGCCUGGUGGGGGUGGGGGGAGAGCAAAGGGUCCUGCGAAGAGGCAUUUUGUGAGCUGGAGGGAGCACUUUUCCAGGAGCCGACUCUGUAGCUCCUUGAAGAUGUCGGCUGGUGGAAGCCAGCUCUGUCGCUCCCACGUUUCUGGAGCUCCCAACAUCUGUUUGCGUCUGUGCUAGGAGCUUCUUCCCCCCUGCCCACAGCAGCUGCCGGCCGGGGCCUCUGUCCCUGCUGCCUGGGCCUGGCCUGGUGAAGCUGCCCCAGGGCUGGGCGUGUGGGAGCGGCCUCGUUCACGCAGGCUCCCGUGGGGUUGCUGUGGGAGAGGCCGGAGCCAGUCUCUCCUUUGGAGCAGAUGCUUUUUCCACGGAGGGGUGGGUGCCAGGAGAGGAGGCGCUGGGAGGGAGCGAGGCAGUGAGCGCCUGGGCCUCGGCUGGAGACCCUGAGACCCAGGCCAGGCCAGGAUCCCUGUCCCUGCUGGUGGCGGAGGUUCGUAGGUUCGUUGGUGAGAGCGGGGAGGGGAGAUGGGAGGACUCAGGUGCAGUCAGGCCUUGGCGAGGAGGGAGGACUCAGGUGAGGAGAAGGGGCAGCUCCUUCUGCGUUUAUGUUCUGGGAUCUCUGGGAUGUCCAGUGCUGCCUGGGGGCUGUGCCCUUUGUCUGUCAGGCUCAAUCUCCGACCCCCUCUCCUCUCCCCCUUUCCCACGGCGGGUG
Molecule: messenger RNA, 3434 nt
Organism: Pipistrellus kuhlii (Kuhl's pipistrelle)
Lineage: Eukaryota; Metazoa; Chordata; Mammalia; Chiroptera; Vespertilionidae
Gene: RAP1GAP2
Product: RAP1 GTPase activating protein 2
Exons: 26
Coding region: 36-2354 (772 amino acids)
Biological process (GO): activation of GTPase activity; regulation of small GTPase mediated signal transduction
Cellular component (GO): cytoplasm; plasma membrane
Molecular function (GO): GTPase activator activity
Source: RefSeq, a predicted model, not a curated record